This is a messenger RNA of Lithohypha guttulata, 891 nucleotides long. RefSeq lists its product as uncharacterized. Lineage: Eukaryota; Fungi; Ascomycota; Eurotiomycetes; Chaetothyriales; Trichomeriaceae. The coding region runs from base 1 to 891 and encodes 296 amino acids. Gene Ontology annotation, cellular component: cytoplasm. The record is from RefSeq and is a predicted model, not a curated record. Gene Ontology annotation, molecular function: aralkylamine N-acetyltransferase activity. The transcript has 3 exons.
AUGAGCUCCGCGGAGAAUAAAGCCGAUGACAACACGGAUUCAAGACAGCAGGCAGAAGACGAAUUUGAAACUGUUAGUCACGAGGACGCCGAGACUGCAGCAAACACGGACAACAAGGCAAACGCAAACAAGGACGACCUGCAAUUGACCCGUUUUGAUAACGAUCUUAGAGACGUUGAGGACGAUAGUGACGACGAUGAGCAAGGAAUGGCGCAUCACCCGAUUUUCGGUAUGCUCGCUGGUCGUUUAGGUCAACGGAGACGUGGCUCGUCGCACAAAUACGACAAGCUUCAUCCAGAAAACCAAGUCUUGACAAUUGCGAACGUGGACGAAUGUGUUGAAGUUGAACAUGAUGCUUUCCCGGAGCAAGAAAGGGCAAGCAGAGAAAAGUUUGAAUACAGGUUGUCGCGUUGUCCUGAGCUGUCCCUUGGUAUCUUUACUCAACCCACAAAGGCCGAGAUGGAAGAAGGUUCCGAUGAAAAACGGAAAUUGAUCGCCAUCAUUGUUGCGACCAGAACUCAAGCACCAUCUGUUACUGAUGCAUCUAUGGACUAUCCCAAAGACUGGAAGACAGACAAGAGGACCUUGUCUACGUCCGGUAACAAAGAACCACUUGGUCAUCAGGAGAAUGGUGCUACUAUUUGUAUACAUUCUCUUGCGGUGCGUUCGGAGUAUCAAUCUAUGGGCAUCGGCAGCGUUUUGUUACGCUCCUAUAUUCAACGCAUCAAGGAUGCAAAGAUCGCCGAUCGACUGGCCCUUCUCGCGCAUGACGAGAUGAAGAAGUUCUAUGGCAGAUUCGGUUUCGAUGAUAUGGGGCCAAGUCAGUGUACCUUUGGAGCUGCAAACUGGAACAACAUGAUUCUCGAGUUUUCCGACCUGCAAGACGACUAG